Messenger RNA from Mesoplodon densirostris (Blainville's beaked whale), 1603 nucleotides. It is a transcript of the gene THOC7, whose product is annotated as THO complex subunit 7. Gene Ontology annotation, biological process: mRNA processing; mRNA export from nucleus. Gene Ontology annotation, cellular component: THO complex part of transcription export complex. The transcript has 9 exons. The coding region runs from base 105 to 803 and encodes 232 amino acids. NCBI's taxonomy places the organism in Eukaryota, Metazoa, Chordata, Mammalia, Artiodactyla, Ziphiidae. The record is from RefSeq and is a predicted model, not a curated record.
UCCUCCUCCAUGGCUGUUUACCCGGCUGCAUUGUGGGAGUUUGACCUCCGCCGCCGCCAACCGCCGCCUCAGCUUGCGCCGCCGCCGCCGCCGCCGCGCACGCCAUGGGAGCCGUGACUGACGGAAAACUAGAUGUAGUUGGCUUGGUAUGCCAGGUGGAGAACUACUUGUGCAAAGGCCACAAAGCAUUGGAAGAACUCAAAGAUGACGAAGUCAUACGGAAGCGUCUCCUAAUUGAUGGAGAUGGCGCUGGAGAUGAUCGGAGAAUUAAUCUGCUAGUGAAAAGUUUCAUUAAAUGGUGCAACUCUGGAUCCCAGGAAGAGGGAUACAGCCAGUACCAACGUAUGCUGAGCACACUGUCCCAAUGUGAAUUUUCAAUGGGCAAAACUUUGCUGGUAUAUGAUAUGAAUCUCAGAGAAAUGGAAAAUUAUGAAAAAAUUUACAAAGAAAUAGAAUGUAGCAUUGCUGGAGCACAUGAAAAAAUUGCUGAGUGCAAAAAGCAAAUUCUGCAAGCAAAACGAAUACGAAAAAAUCGCCAAGAAUAUGAUGCAUUGGCAAAAGUGAUCCAGCGUCAUCCAGACAGGCAUGAGACAUUAAAGGAACUAGAGGCUCUGGGAAAAGAAUUAGAGCAUCUUUCACAUAUUAAAGAAAGUGUUGAAGAUAAGCUAGAAUUGAGAAGGAAACAGUUUCACGUUCUUCUCAGUACCAUCCAUGAACUUCAGCAAACACUGGAAAAUGAUGAAAAGCUCUCAGAGGUAGAAGAAGCUCAAGAAACAAGCAUGGAAACUGAUCCUAAACCAUAGACCAACUAAUCACUCACCAUUCCCAAGAAUAUUGAAGUAGCAACAUGAUCUUAGUGUGUUCAGAAUUUGUUGUGCUCUUGAGACAUUUAAAGUUUUGGCAGUGAACUACGUUGCUUUUAAAUUUUAAUGCACAGUUCAUUCAUAUUUCUUCACACAAAGGGAGAUGACUUCAUUAUAUAUUUGUUUUUAUUGAAAUGCCUUUUUUAUACUUAAAAGAUAGGAAGCAUGGGCUUCCCUGGUGGCGCAGUGGUUGGGAGUCCGCCUGCCGAUGCAGGGGACACGGGUUCGUGCCCCGGUCCGGGAAGAUCCCACAUGCCGCGGAGCGGCUGGGCCCGUGAGCCAUGGCCGCUGAGCCUGUGCGUCCAGAGCUUGUGCUCCGCAACGGGAGAGGCCACAACAGUGAGAGGCCCGCGAACAGCAAGAAAAAAAAAAAACAAACAAACAAACAAAAAAAAAGAUAGGAAGCAACAUCCAAAAAUGAUUAAUGAAAUGUUUUCAAGCCAGAUAUGUUAGUGCUCAUUGGUAUUCUAGGUAGUUUUUAACUGGUAACAUUGAUUUGCUCACAAAAUAAGUGGAAGAUAGUGAGAAGGUGGCAUUUCUAGGAUGUACCUGAGAAAAUUAGUCAAUUUCUGGAAAUCGUUACCACUUUUGAAAAUGAAGUCCAUGAAUAGGCUCUCAGGAGGGCUGUGAACUUAUGAAAUUAUGUACAAAAUGUUUGUGGUGUAUGCUUAUUGUGGGAGAGGUUCCAUGAUAUUAAGAAUCACUGAUAUCAGAGAAAGUAAAUCAAUAUGCAAAACUUU